Molecule: messenger RNA, 963 nt
Organism: Penicillium macrosclerotiorum
Lineage: Eukaryota; Fungi; Ascomycota; Eurotiomycetes; Eurotiales; Aspergillaceae
Product: putative FacC-like extracellular signaling protein
Exons: 1
Coding region: 1-963 (320 amino acids)
Source: RefSeq, a predicted model, not a curated record
AUGACUUCGUCCCUAUGGACAAAAUUCUCAAUGCCAGCUUGGCUUGGUUUUCUCUUGCUUGCUUUAUCCUCCAGCAUCCAGUUUGUAUCGGCAACAGUCCCUUCAUCGAAGCGCUUUGAUCUAUCGAAGCCCUCCUAUGACCUAUUCAGAAGCAAGUCUUUGUAUGAUGUCACAGUACAACAAGGGUUCGCCUUCGAUAAUGUCAAUCGGCGAUUGUUUGUUGCACAGCGCCGGGACGGCUCCUCCGAAACAUCUGGCGAUCUGUGCAUUACUCAACUGGACUUUGACGGUAACUACGUGGCUCAUAUGUAUCUGACCGACUUUGGCCACGGGGUUUCCUUCGGAGCUGAAGGUGUCGGGUCAUCGACUUACCUCUGGACCGAGGUCGAAGCCAAUUCAAAUGGGUAUGGAAAGAAACUGGCCCGUUUUAAAUUCGCCAGCAGCUCCACUUUGUCCUCGACAUCUGCAUCGCUUGUCAAGUUUCAACCCAUCUCCGAUGCCACUGAACAUACGUGCUCCAUUGACCCCGUGAACAACCGCCUGAUUGUUCGGUACAAUGUUAGCACGGGCAAACGCAUCGCUGUGUUCGAUCUAGACGAAGCGACUGGUGGCAAUUUCACGAAUCCCUUGGCGGAUUUCAAGCAUCCUCCUGUAAACACUGCAUCGGACACAUUUCAGGGGUAUGCUGCUUAUGGUCAAUACAUCUACCUUUUAACGGGAAAUUCGUAUGAUGUUACGGACAACGAGGUCAAUUCUGAAGUGACUAGUGUGGACAUGAAUACUGGGAAGGUUGUUCAAGGUCCUACGUUGACUACAGCUGGAUCUACAUUGUCAUUCCGUGAGCCAGAAGGGCUGGCGAUCUAUGAGACAGUCGCGGGGGAAGUUCGGCUGUUCCUGGGUUUUGCCUCGGGCACGGCCGGCGACCGGAGGUCGAACCUCUUCUACAAGAAUGUUUUGAUAUAA